UCCUUUCAAAAUUUUAAAAAUGUUUGCUGCCAGGUUCAUUAAAAAUACGCGCGCUUUGUUGUGAAAUGUUGUAAACAUUUUUUCUACCAUUCACAAGACCAACGCAAUAUCAGCUGUUCGUAUGUAAAAACAUCAGAUUAAGAAGAAGAACCGGAACGUUGAGAAAGAAACAAGCAGAAGCGAAAGAAGCAAUUACAUAAAAACAAAGAGCGGCAUUUACAACGUGCUUUCCUGCAUUUAGUGCAAUUAAAAGCCGCGCACCAUCAGAAGUUCUGUGGGGAAGUUGUUAACAGAAGUAUGAUAGGAUAUCAUUACUUUGAUGUGCAACUGAAAUUUCGUGAUUUUGAUACCGUUGAGCUGACCCCCAUCUAUUUUCGGGGCUGCGUUUUAAACUCGCUGGAAAGUUUCUUUGGUGAAAUUGGCGGGAAGACCACUUUGGAUAUAAUCAAAUUUAGCGUAGAGCAGCGACGUGUUGUUUUCCGGGUGCCCGAAGAGUUCUUUAAGCGCACGCAUACAGCAAUUACAUUGAUUGGGCAUUACCAGAAAGUGCCCUGUCAUUUUCGAGUUUUAAAAACAUCUAAAACGCCCCUGGACUUUCAGAAGGAUAUUGGAGAAAACGAUAAUUGUGAAGAAUCGCAGAUAGACGAUUGUCAACUAUAAGCAUGGCGUUCUCGUAUU
Messenger RNA from Drosophila novamexicana, 678 nucleotides. RefSeq lists its product as uncharacterized. Gene Ontology annotation, biological process: tRNA 5'-leader removal. Gene Ontology annotation, cellular component: ribonuclease P complex. Bases 298 to 660 code for a protein of 120 amino acids. The record is from RefSeq and is a predicted model, not a curated record. Lineage: Eukaryota; Metazoa; Arthropoda; Insecta; Diptera; Drosophilidae. The transcript is spliced from 2 exons.